GCGCGGUGACAACUGGGUACUCCUCUUCUACUAAUACAGGAAGAACAGACUGUUUCAGCGACCAGGUACCUACACCCAAACUGUAGACAAGCGCUUAACGACAACCCUAUUCAGUCUGAAAGCAGAGGAUGGCAGAGUUGGCAGGUCUGGUGCAGCGUCUGGAGGUGGCGGUGACCCGGCUGGAGGCGGUCUCUGGCCCAGCAGGGGGCGGAGCAGGUGGAGCAGGUGGUUCUGGAGUCGUGUCUGCUUACGUGGAGGCCUACGAUGCCCUGGUGUCAGGACCUGUGGCUGUGUACUUGGCCCUCAGUAAGAAGAUCGGAGGAGAUGUCCAGAAACAUGCGGACAUGAUGCAGAGGGCAUUUGCGGCCGAGAGGCAGUUGCUGGUCAAAGCUUCCAGCAGCCAGAAGCCCUCAGACUCGACCCUGACAUCUCUGCUGGCUCCAGUCUCUAAGAUAAUUCAGGAGGUGCAGAGCUUCCGUGAGACCAACCGCUCGUCUCCACUCUUCAACCACCUCUCAGCCGUCAGCGAGAGUGUGCCUGCUCUUGGGUGGAUCGCCAUGGCUCCAAAACCAGGUCCCUAUGUGAAGGAGAUGCAGGAUGCUGCCACCUUCUACACCAACCGUGUGCUGAAGGACUUCAAGGAGAAGGAUAAGAUGCAUGUGGACUGGGUGAAGGCAUACCUCUCCGUCUGGACUGAGUUGCAGGGUUACAUCAAACAGCACCAUACCACCGGGGUUACCUGGAGCAAAACUGGUGCUGUUGCUUCUGCUGGCCCUGCUGCUCCAGGCGGCCCGCUCCCUCCUCCCCCCGGGCCCCCACCUCCACCCAUGAACCUCAGCAGCUCCUCUGGUGGCGACGGAGGACCAACCAGGAACGAACUCUUUGCCUCCAUCAACAAGGGUGCAGAUAUCACUAAAGGUCUGAAGCAUGUGUCGGCUAACGAGAUGACUCAUAAAAACCCCAAUCUGAGGGCUGGGGCCAGCGCCCUUCACUCCUCCCCCAAACCCUUCACCGCCCCCCGCCCCACUGCGGCGGCCCCCGCCCGUACCCUCCCCCCUGUCUUUGAGCUGGACGGCAAGAAGUGGAAAGUGGAGAACCAGGAUGGUGUUCAGGGUCUGGUGAUCAGUGACACGGAGCUCAAGCAGGUGGUCUACGCCUACAAGUGCAACAAGAGCACCCUCCAGGUGAAGGGCAAGAUCAACUCCAUCACUAUUGACAACUGUAAGAAAAUGGGUCUGGUGUUUGAUGAUGUGGUUGGGAUUGUGGAGGUGAUCAACUCCAGGGACGUGAAAGUCCAGGUAAUGGGUAAGGUUCCCACCAUCUCAGUCAACAAGACAGACGGUUGCCAUAUCUACCUGAGUAAGGACUCCCUGUCCUGUGAGAUUGUCAGUGCCAAGAGCUCUGAGAUGAACGUUCUGGUGCCCGGCAAUGAUGGAGACUUUACUGAGAUCGCCGUUCCUGAGCAGUUCAAGACUGUAUGGGACGGCAAGAAGCUCGUCACCACGGCAACAGAGAUCGCCGGAUAGAGGGACUGCCUGUUCGAGACCACCCCCAUCGCAGAAUGCCUACCUGACUGACCGACCAAACGACCAGCCAAUCGCAAAGCAGACUGAAAUGCCAACAUCGCUUAAUUUGCCCAUCAGCCAGUCAGCAGUCAGUAACUACCCUUCAGCCAAUGAGAGGACUGCUUGUUUUAUCUGGAGCAAUCCUUCAGCCAAGUGCAAGGAACAGCUUGUCAUUCCGUUUGCUUAUCUGUGGCCAGUAGGCUCUUCCAAAUUAAUUGCCAAAUUAAUUAAAUGAAUAAAUGCUUUUGAUUUGUUUUCUGUCCGCAUUCCAGCCAUGAGGGAAAAUCUUCUCUGAGGCCGACAGGAGGAGCUGGAGCUUUCUCGCUGUUCUUGUCUCUUUUCCCCAUCAUUCCGAAUUUCAAAAAAAGAACUUUCUUGUCAUACUUCUGUCUGGUCAGGGGGGUCUGGUGGGUGGGAGGGGGGGUCUGGCGGUUUCUGUUCCAUAUAUGCAAUCAGCCCUGAAGCACACGAUCCCCUUCACAGCAGCCACGCUAUCAUUUGAUGACGGUAUUCAUGUUUAUAGUGAUGAUAUUCUAAAGAAAAACAUAGUGAUGCUAAUUAUAAAUGCAACUCUCAGCCACUAUCCAACA
Clupea harengus (Atlantic herring) is the source of this 2155-nucleotide messenger RNA. It is a transcript of the gene cap1, whose product is annotated as cyclase associated actin cytoskeleton regulatory protein 1. Gene Ontology annotation, biological process: cytoskeleton organization; actin filament organization; cell morphogenesis. The record is from RefSeq and is a predicted model, not a curated record. Gene Ontology annotation, molecular function: actin binding; adenylate cyclase binding. Gene Ontology annotation, cellular component: cytoplasm. NCBI's taxonomy places the organism in Eukaryota, Metazoa, Chordata, Actinopteri, Clupeiformes, Clupeidae.